Trichoderma virens Gv29-8 is the source of this 3030-nucleotide messenger RNA. RefSeq lists its product as uncharacterized. Gene Ontology annotation, molecular function: DNA-binding transcription factor activity, RNA polymerase II-specific; zinc ion binding; DNA binding. Bases 1 to 2190 code for a protein of 729 amino acids. Gene Ontology annotation, biological process: DNA-templated transcription; regulation of DNA-templated transcription. NCBI's taxonomy places the organism in Eukaryota, Fungi, Ascomycota, Sordariomycetes, Hypocreales, Hypocreaceae. The record is from RefSeq and is a predicted model, not a curated record. The transcript has 3 exons.
AUGUCCGAAUCUCCGGUCAACAACCAGGCCGGCAUCGAGAGCCAAAAGAGGCCCCAGCGCGGUGGCCGCAAGCCCCUGAGCUGCCUUGCUUGUCGCCGGCACAAGCUGAAAUGCGACCGCAAGGUGCCCUGCGGCACUUGCAUCCGCUAUCGUCGGGAGGCCCUCUGCCGCCAGAAUCCCGCGCCUCCGAAGCGAGGCCGGGCCAAGAAGGCAGCUCGGGAUACCGAUAUUGAUGUUGGAUCGGAGCUGGCAGAUGCUGAUCUUGCCGAGUCGGAUGCCGUUGGCGAAGUUCUGCAAGCCCCGGACCAAAAUCCUAUUGUUGCCGGAUCUACCGGCCUGGGCCUGGUUCGUCUUCGGAAUAGCUUCAGAACUCCCGGAGCUGAGAUCAAGGACACUCCCUUCUUUCUCCGGGCCCUCGGCUUAGAUGCCAACACCACGGCCAUCCCCGUGUCUUCACUUUCACAGCUUCUGGCUGAAAUUCAGAGUGCUGGCCAACCGUCUCUCUUGUGGCACAUGAUGGAGGGAGCUACCAGGAGGCGAUACUGGGAGACGCAGCUGCGAUCUGCCCUGCCCUCACGGACCAUGUGUGAUCUACUGCUCAACUAUUACAUCGAUCACAUCAAUUGGAUCUUCCAGAUCACGCACGUUCCGUCGUUCCGUCGCGAGUACGAAGAAUUUUGGGAUGCCGGGGAUGACCACGAGCUGGACUUUAUUUUUACGGCCCUCGUUUUCACCAUCAUCUCAGUCAGCGCCCUAUAUAUUCCGCCAGGAACAGUUGAGAUAUUCGGAUGUCCGAAGGAGUCGAUCCGAGACCUUGCGCAUGUGUGGCAUAGGGCGUCUCAUCAGGCGUUAAUGGCUGGAGACUUUGAGUCGAAGCCGUGUAUUGUGCAGCUUCAGACGUUUUCAAUUACGCAGUUUUACUGGUACGCCACGAAUGGGAUUGAUGCAUUGAAUUCACGGCUGGGGCAGGCUGUGCGAACUGCCCAGAAUCUUGGUUUAGACAAAGAUUUGACUCCCUCUCAAACAUUACAGGAUGAGAUGAGGCACCGCAUCUGGUGGGAUCUCGUUGAUUCAGAUACAUUCCAGUCCAUCUGCCUAGAUCGCCCUCCGCUAAUCCGCUUGGACUCUCCGGGAGUCCCCUUUCCACUCAACUGCAACGACAGCGACAUGACCGAUUCACUCUUACAACCACGUCCGCAUGAUGAGCCUACCAUUAUGAUGCUCAACAUCUACAGAGCCCGGUUCUUCAAACUAAUGAAUCGCCAUCUGUGUCAGAGCAAUGCCGAUGACCCUCACUCAUACGACGCCAUCUGUCAGUUGGACGAAGAGGUACUUAAAAUCACCAGAACUUACCCCUGGUUCUAUCAACUUGACCAGGACGGCCGACCUCCUCCGCUGCCGCAGCCCGUUGGAGAAAUACUCACUUGGCAAAAUCACAUCAUCCGUACAUGCAUCAGCACGCAGCGCAUCCGAAUGUAUCGUCCGUUCCUGUCUCCCCGCAUCGGAGACUCUUGGGCGAAAUGCAUCGAGGCAGCGGAGGAUGCAAUGGUCGUCUAUAGAACCAUCCGGACCAACAGGUCGAUCACUUCGCUGCAAAAAUUCCUUCCUCAGGCAUAUCAGAUCUUUUCUGUUGCUGUGACGGUCACGGCGCUUCUUCUGGUUGAGGGCUCGCUGCCUAUAUUGCAUGUGCGGCAGCAGAUCAGGGACCUGGCGGAAGAUCUUCAGAUCCUGGAAGUCCAAGGUUGCGUGUCUCCUGUUGCUAGUCGCGGGAGACAGGUCUUGCUGAAGAUGUUGAGCCUGGUGGACAUGGGUAAUAAUGGGCCAUCGCCAUCAGACCAAGACACUGAUAGCCUGGUGUCAAGCAUAGGCUUCAUCUUUGGGGGGGAGCAAGCCGCGCGGACAUACAUGCAGCGACUAGCAUCGCGAAACCAGCGGCUCAAGGAGUCAGCAACGAAGCAGCAACCCACGCCCAAUUCGACGGAGAACUCGUCGUUUUAUCAGGGUCAGUUCAGAGGGGUUAUUGACGAUAGCACGGCGAAUGCAUCUGCCGUGGAGACGCCGAUGGAGUAUAUGGGAGAGACGCAGCCUAUGGGAGUGCAUCAGAUGAAUUUGGUCAUGGAUGAUGUGGUGUUGCAGAAUUUGCUUAAUUUCGAUAUGACGGCGCUGAUGACUGAUUCUCAAUACGGCUGAUGGAUGGCUUGUCCUUGAUGAUAUCUUGAAUAUGCUUCGCUUCUUCUUAGAUGACUAUUUAGAAGAUAUACCUUGAUGAGUCGAAACUGGGGAUUAUAGUGAUCCGAUAUACCGCGAAAUACAUGCGAGGUUUAUCAAUGAAGAGGCAGCCUACCCUCACCCCAACUCUAUCUCAGUCUCACUACUAUAUAUAUUGCUCUGUUCUCUUAUCUCAAUAGAGAACCAAUCUGAUAGUCUGCUCCAUCCAACAUCUAGUUCACUCAACAGACUUAUGUGGCAAGAAUACUUCGCCCUCCAUCCUGAGUGAUCCUUCCCCGGACCCGAAUCUUCAAGUGUCCAUAAGACAGCUUGAUGAGCUGCGGCCUUGCUUUUCCUGCACUCUUCUCCCCCUCCGUAUCCGCCAAGUUCUUGUUUGCGGAAGAUCCGUUUUGCGAUGUCAUGGCCGUUGUGCGCACGCCAACUAUACCCGAUGGGCAAAACAAGAGAGCUUCUCCGCGCCGCAGAGCAACAAUCUUGCUGAAGAGCUCUGCUGCAACCUCAUUGGGAUUGAUACGGAGGCGUGCAACGCCUUCAACUUUGCCAUCACCAUUGGAAUCACCAUUGGAAUCACCAUUGGAAUCACCAUUGCUGGUGUGUUGAUUCCUGGUCAGUAGCGCGGCCGAUGCGCCAGCUAGGUGUUUAUUCAAGCUCUGUAGCCAGUCUGGCGAAGUGAAUCGAUGCACGAUAGUCACAGAGCAGAGAUCCAAAAGUUUCGGGGAAAUUGUGGGCUCUUGAGUCGAUAUGAUGACUCGAAGGCCUAAAUGGCGUUGCAGUCGAAUAUUGGAGAGAAGUGCUUCCGUC